AUGCGCGCUAUUUCGGCGAUGCACGCGUCGUCGACGCGACGUCACGGGCGCGCGGCGUGUGCGGGCCCGAGCGUGGGGAAGUGUUCGAGCGACGCGCGUGUGGGCGCGGACGCGCGCGCGCGGCGACGGGAGGCGAUCGAGAGACGCGUCUCGGUCGUCGCGCGCGUCGUGGACCCGCACGAGGCGAUGCGAGCGAUCGGGGACGUUGCCGUGGGCGUGGGGUUACCGUGCACGGUGCAAAACUGCGGCGACCAGAUUUAUCGGAGCACGCUGGACGCCGAGCUUCGUAGGGAGAUCGCGCCGUUGGUGACGCCGAUCGGGGGAUCGAUUUUGGCCGCGUUGACGCUGUACGGGACGUCCACGCCGGGGGUGAUCCCGGGUUUCAUCGAUUUCUUCGCGUUGCGGCCGCUGAAGGAUACGUUACGCAAGCGGUUCUCGUUGGACGACUUCAAGCUCGGAAAGAAGCUCGGUGAGGGUGGUUUUGGGAUCGUUUACGAGGCGACGUACAAGGAUGGAGAGAAAUACGUGCUCAAGCGAGCGACAGAUUACGGCGAGGCGGAGAUUUGGAUGAACGAGCGUCUGCAGAUUGCCUGCCCAGGGGCGUGCGCGGCUUUCGUCUCCGCUUUCGAGGGACCGCCGGUGAAGAAGGGCGAGGAACCCUCGCUCUGGCUCGCUUGGAAGUUUGAAGGGAAAAAAACGUUGUUUCAGCUCAUGCAGGAAAAGAGCUUCCCGUACAACAUCGAGCCGUACAUAUUUAAAGACGGCGUCGCGCCCGGAGGGUUACCGGAGGGCCCAAAGCGCAAAGCCGUCAUCAUCGCGAAGAUAAUGGAUCAAAUCCUCUUAGCGCUCUCUCGAUUACACGGCACGGGCAUCGUUCACCGAGAUGUGAAGCCUGAGAACAUUCUUUUCGACGAAAAGGUGGGCGUGUUCCGUUUCAUCGAUCUGGGUGCCGCCGCGGAUUUGCGUUCGGGGGUCAACUAUUCUCCGAAGGACUUCAUCUUCGAUCCACGGUUCAAGGCACCGGAAGAGUACAUCAUGAGUAAGCAAACCCCCGAAGCGCCGCCGCUUCCCUUAGCGCUAGCGCUCUCCCCUGUACUGUGGCAGCUCAACCUUCCAGAUCGAUUUGACAUGUAUAGCAUGGGGGUCGUGCUGUUGCAGAUGGCCCUGCCAAACUUGAGAAAAGAUGACGACAUCAUCAAGUUUCGCGAGCAACUAGACGCGAAAGAUGACGAUAUUGUCGAGUGGAGAAAUAGCCUUCCGGACCGAGUUAAGCAAAGGUCCGAGGUGAUGGAGGGCUUUCAGAUCCUUGACUUGAACGAUCGUGCCGGUUGGCGUCUGGUUAAGGCGCUCAUGUCGACGAGCGAGCGACGCCCGUCAGCGAUCGGCGCGCGUUUUAGCCCGUUUGUGCGAGGCAAGAGUACACUUCUCGUCGUGGCUGAGAAAUUAUUUCCUCUCCCAGAUGAGGACGCAGAGGAGACGGAUAAUAAAUUGGGCAGGUGGUUGCUUUUCCGUGUCGCUCGAAGUGGCACGAGAGCCGACGGCGGAUUCACCGAAGCACAGCUCAGAGAUUUCGAGGAAGAUGGUGAUCCGGAAGAUUUAGAGACGGCGCGCAAGAACCUUGGCAUGGUGGCCACGGAGACCUUGGCGAGUUACGGCGUGGACAAGCUUGAGCGCACCAUCAGCGAGCAACCCGGACGCAAAGGGCCGCUCCCGCCGCCCGCGCGUGUAGAUCUCACCGAUGUCGGCUCCAAACUCUCGGAUGGAUUCAAUAGUUUUUUCAAGCGCGGCGAGGCAGUAGAGGUGGAUAUUUACGAGGAAGUGCAGAUGGACGAACCGUCGGCGGAAUCUGGCUUCAACGUUCGCAACUUUGGCUCAAAGUUUUCCGAAAGGAUCGACAGCAUGUUCGGCGAGCGCGAGCAGUAA
Ostreococcus tauri is the source of this 1923-nucleotide messenger RNA. Its product is annotated as Serine/threonine-protein kinase, active site. Gene Ontology annotation, molecular function: ATP binding; protein kinase activity. NCBI's taxonomy places the organism in Eukaryota, Viridiplantae, Chlorophyta, Mamiellophyceae, Mamiellales, Bathycoccaceae. The record is from RefSeq and is a predicted model, not a curated record. The transcript has a single exon. The coding region runs from base 1 to 1923 and encodes 640 amino acids. Gene Ontology annotation, biological process: protein phosphorylation.